AUGAGAUUUCAUAUUCUUGGUUCUGAUUAUCUUGGCAACAUGAUAGCACAUUAUCUCCGGAAGCACAAUCAUCAAGUUACUUUACUAUUUCGUACACCUGUUGCAUUAACACAUUUUGAAAAUCGUAAACGAAAAAUAACAGUAAUGAGAGAUAAUGAAAAAGAUAUUGAACAAAGUUACAGUUAUAAUACAGAAAUUUUACGUAGAUAUAAUAAAAAUGAAUUAUUAGAUCAAUAUUUUCAUUAUGAAAAUUAUUCAUCAAAAUUACACCAAAUUCAACGAUUAAUAGUUACAACAAAAUCUCAUGAAAUUAGUAAUUCAUUUCAAAAAAUUUUUUAUCGACUUCCACCAACUAGCACUGUAAUUAUAAUAUCUCGUGGUAUGGGAAUUUAUGAAGAAUUAAUGGAAAAAUUUUUUUCAAAUAAUGAAACUUUAAGACCAAAUAUUUUACUUGGUACAUCUACACAUUUAUGUUACGGUAUGAAGAAUGUAGAUAGUCCAUUUGAUAUCUUUCAUAGUGGAGUUGGAGGUAUUGACAUUGGAGUUAUGCCUAGACGUGAUGAAAGACGAAAUGAAAGAUAUAAUGAAAGACGAAAUGAAAGAUAUAAUGAAAGACAUAAUGAAAGAUAUAAUGAAAGACGAAAUGAAAGAUAUAAUGAAAGACAUAAUGAAAGACGUUAUGAAAGACAUUAUGAAAGACUUGAUGAAAGACUUGAUGAAAGACUUGAUGAAAGUAAAGGAAACUUCAAAAGUUCAGGAAUAUCAACAUUUUCAACAGAACAAGAAUUAACAAAAAAUAAAAGAGAAGGAAGUUCUUUAGGUACAACAAUAAAAGCUUUAACACAAAUUAGAGAAUUACAAAUAAGAUGCAUUAAUGUAUUAAGUUUACAAAAUCGACUAUUGGAGAAUUUAGUACUUAAUGCGUGUAUUAAUCCACUUACGACGAUUUUUAAUAUGCGUAACAGAGGACUUUUAUUUAAUCCUGGAGCAGAUCGAGUUUUACAAGCAUUAUGUAAUGAAUCAGCUCAAGUGAUGCGAGAACAUAGAGAAUAUUUAGGUAUGAAACCAUCGAAUAAAUUUGGACCUGGAAGAUUAGUUGAUGCGAUACAACAAAUUUGUCAAGAGACAGGCUCACGAAAAUCAGAUAUGUUAAAAGAUGCAAAGAGACGAUAUAUUACGGAAAUUGAUUAUUUGAAUGGAUAUCUGGUGAAGUUGGGUAAGAUUUAUGAUAUACCUACACCAUUACAUCAAUUAGUGGUUGAUAUGGUCUACUUAAAACAUAGGCUAUUGUCUG
Dentiscutata erythropus is the source of this 1294-nucleotide messenger RNA. NCBI's taxonomy places the organism in Eukaryota, Fungi, Glomeromycota, Glomeromycetes, Diversisporales, Gigasporaceae. The record is from the annotation of a GenBank genome assembly.